GCGUUGUUGGUUUCGGGUUGUCAGGCAGCAGCAGCGCAGGCGAGGCUGCGACGAGUGACCAGACGAGACCUGGCGGCCGUGGGAGUGCGGCUCGGCCAUGCCCGACGUCGUGGCCUGAGCCCCUCCACCUGCCGCAAGUAUGAAGGACAGCGGGGACUCCAAGGACCAGCAACUCAUGGUGGCGCUCCGGAUCCGGCCCAUCAGCGUGGCAGAGCUGGAGGAAGGAGCCACCCUCAUCGCCCAUAAAGUGGAUGAGCAGAUGGUGGUUCUCAUGGACCCAAUGGAGGACCCUGACGACAUCCUGCGGGCACAUCGCUCCCGGGAAAAGUCCUACCUGUUUGAUGUGGCCUUUGACUUCACUGCCACCCAGGAGAUGGUGUAUCAGGCCACCACCAAGAGCCUCAUUGAAGGUGUCAUCUCGGGCUACAAUGCUACUGUCUUUGCCUAUGGCCCCACAGGCUGCGGGAAAACCUACACCAUGCUGGGCACAGACCACGAGCCCGGCAUCUACGUUCGGACCCUCAAUGACCUCUUCCAUGCCAUUGAGGAGACCAGCAAUGACAUGGAAUAUGAGGUGUCCAUGUCCUACCUGGAGAUCUACAACGAGAUGAUCCGGGACCUGCUGAACCCCGCCCUAGGGUACCUGGAGCUGAGGGAGGAUGCCAAAGGGGUGAUCCAGGUGGCAGGAAUUACCGAGGUCUCCACCAUCAAUGCCAAAGAGAUCAUGCAGCUGCUGAUGAAGGGAAACCGGCAGAGGACCCAGGAGCCCACGGCCGCCAACCAGACGUCCUCCCGCUCCCACGCCGUGCUGCAGGUGGCCGUGCGCCAGCGCAGCCGGGUCAAGAACAUCUUGCAGGAGGUGCGGCAGGGCCGCCUGUUCAUGAUAGACCUGGCCGGCUCUGAGCGCGCCUCCCAGACACAGAACCGUGGGCAGCGCAUGAAGGAGGGGGCCCACAUCAACCGCUCCCUGCUGGCCCUGGGCAACUGCAUCAACGCGCUCAGCGACAAGGGCAGCAACAAGUACAUCAACUACCGCGACAGCAAGCUCACCCGGCUUCUGAAGGACUCCCUGGGAGGGAACAGCCGCACCGUGAUGAUCGCCCACAUCAGUCCGGCGAGCACCGCCUUCGAGGAAUCCCGGAACACCCUGACCUACGCUGGCCGGGCCAAGAACAUUAAGACUAGGGUGAAGCAGAACCUGCUCAGCGUCUCCUACCACAUCGCCCAGUACACCAGCAUCAUCGCUGACCUGCGGGGCGAGAUCCAGCGGCUCAAGUGCAAGAUCGAGGAGCAGGCAGGGCGGGGCCAGGCCCGGAGCCGGCUGGUGCGGGGUGACAUCCGCCACAUCCAAGCCGAGGUCCAGAUGCACAGCGGGCAGGGCGAGCAGGCCGAGAUGGGACAGCUUCGGGAGCAGCUCAUCGGCGCAUUUCAGGAGCAGAUGGACGUGCGGCGGCGCCUGCUGGAGCUGGAGAACCACUCCAUGGAGGUCCAGAUCGACACCUCCCGGCAUCUGCUCACCAUCGCCGGCUGGGAGCACGAGAAGUCCCGCCGGGCCCUCAAAUGGCGGGAGGAGCAGCGGAAGGAAUCCUACACCAAGGACGACAGCGAGAAGGACUCUGACACAGGCGAUGACCAGCCAGACAUCCUGGAGCCGCCCGAGGUGGCGGCAGCCCGGGAGAGCAUCGCAGCCCUGGCGGGCGAGCAGAAGAACCUGCGCAGGCAGAAGCUGGCGCUGGAGCAGCGCUGCCGGGAGCUGCGCGCGCGCGGCCGGCGCCUGGAGGAGACGCUGCCGCGGCGCAUUGGCUCCGAGGAGCAGCGCGAGGUGCUCAGCCUGCUGUGCCGCGUACACGAGCUCGAGGUGGAGAACACCGAGCUGCAGUCGCACGCGCUGCUUCGCGACGGUGCACUCCGCCACCGCCGGGAGGCCGUGCGCCGCCUGGAGCAGCACCGCAGCCUCUGCGACGAGAUCAUCCAGGGCCAGCGGCAGGUCAUCGACGACUACAACCUGGCUGUCCCCCAACACCUGGAGGAGCUCUACGAAGUGUACCUGCGGGAGCUGGAGGAGGGCAGCCUGGAGCGGGCCACCAUCAUGGACCGCGUGGCCUCCAGGGCCUUGCAGGACAGCUCUUUGCCCAAGAUUACCCCAGCAGGAACCGCACUGACCCCAGAUUCUGACCCAGAGAGCGUGAAGACACUGAGCUCUGACACUCAGCACCCACAGAACAGCACCCUCCCCACCCUCGGCACGGAGAGUGAAGCCCACCGCGUGUUCAAGGCCAGUCCCAGAGCUUGGCAGAUGAAGAGCUCCUCUGUGCCCACCCCACCUCCCAUCCAGAUUGGCAGCCUGGUGAGCCAGGAGGCCCCCGCUCUGGACAGCCUGGGCAGCCGGAUCAACUCUUCCCCUGACAGCAGCGAGAAUCUGUCGGAGAUCCCCUUGUCCCACAAAGAGAGGAAGGAGAUCCUGACCGGCACCAAGUGCAUCUCAGUGAAGGCCGCCCGGCGGCGCUCUCGGGCCCUGGCCCCUGAGGGGCGCCACCUGCUGGUGCCCGCGACAGAGCGCAGCAGCCUGUCCCUGGGCUCGCUGAGUGAGGCUGAAGAUGUGCAGCCCCCAGGGCAGCUGGCCUGCAAGCGGCCACCCAGCCCCAUGCUGCAGCAUGCUGCCAGCGAGGACAACCUGUCCAGCAGCACGGGCGAGGCCCCACCCCUGGCGGCUGGGCAUCGCGGUGAUGGCCCUGGGCCCUGGCUGCGUGGCCUGAAGAAAAGCCCCGGCAAGAAGAGGGAGGAGUCGCUGGAGGCGAAGAGGAGGAAGCGGAGGUCCCGGUCCUUCGAGGUCACAGGGCAAGGGCUCUCCCGCCCCAAGACACACCUCCAGGGGCCCCGUCCUGCAGGGAGCAUCUCAGACCACAGGAUGCACCCAGCUCCCGGUACCCAGCAUCUGCGAAAGGUCACGCUGCCUUUGGCCAAAGUCAAACUCUCUCCAAGCCAGAACACGGGCUCUGGGGACCCCUCGCCCCUUGCUGUUCCCCCCAACCCAGCUGGCAUUUCCCGACGGGCUACUCGUGGGCCCCGCCUGCUCCAUGGCGCAAGCACCCAUGGCAGAGAUGGACGCUUCCGGCAUAACUGAGGGGCUCUGCGUGGAACUGGCUCUCCUGCCACCCAAGACUGAAUGGGGUGUAGCAGGCCAUUGGAGGCGGAGGCUGGACAGGUGGCGAUGACCAGGGAGCAGAAGCUCAGGAUCUUGGCAGGCCGGGGCUCCUGAACCCAGGGAUUGCAGGGGUGUCUGCCCAACCUGUCCACGCUUUCAGUGCCACUGGGGAAGGGAGGUGAGGCCAGGAGGCAUGUCCAGAAUGCCUGGGCUCCCUGGCCUCCCAGCCCUGGACAGACCGCUGUUGCCAAAACCCUACGCAGACCUGUGGCCAGUCUCGGCCUUGGAAAUGGGGGAGAGGAACUGUUAUGGAGAUGGGGUACCUGGCCCACCUCUGGGGCGAGGGCAUCCUGGAUGGGUGGGCAGGGGCCGACGGGCAUUUCUCAUAUUAUGAUCGGGGGUAGGGGGAGGGAAUCUGUUUUGUUACUUGGCAGUGGCUCCCCCCCCUUCCUUUUUAACAGUAAAAUCCCAUUUGGGUCUUGA
Messenger RNA from Propithecus coquereli (Coquerel's sifaka), 3628 nucleotides. It is a transcript of the gene KIF19, whose product is annotated as kinesin family member 19. The coding region runs from base 140 to 3124 and encodes 994 amino acids. The record is from RefSeq and is a predicted model, not a curated record. Gene Ontology annotation, molecular function: microtubule motor activity; ATP binding; microtubule binding. Gene Ontology annotation, biological process: microtubule-based movement. The transcript has 20 exons. NCBI's taxonomy places the organism in Eukaryota, Metazoa, Chordata, Mammalia, Primates, Indriidae.